CGGGGCCCGGCCGGGCUAUGGUAGCGCGCGGGCUUUGGCGCGGUAGCGGAAUCGGGAGCGGGUGACUCAGAGCCAGCAGCAGCACCAUGGCGAGCUCAGCACAGGGCCUGCCCAGCGCCGAGCUCUGGGCCUCCCAUAACAAGAUGGUGAUGGAGCCGCUGGACACCAACGACCCCGAGGUGCACAGCAUCAUCAAGAAGGAGAAGCAGCGGCAGAGGUUGGGGCUGGAGUUAAUUGCAUCGGAGAACUUUGCAAGCCGAGCAGUCCUGGAGGCCCUGGGAUCCUGCAUGAACAACAAAUACUCUGAGGGUUACCCAGGACAGAGGUACUACGGUGGGACGGAGUUUGUGGACGAGCUGGAGAGGCUGUGCCAGAAGCGAGCCCUGCAGGCUUACCGGCUCGACCCCCAGAAGUGGGGAGUCAAUGUCCAGCCCUACUCAGGGUCACCUGCAAACUUUGCAGUGUACACGGCCCUGGUGGAGCCCCAUGGCAGGAUCAUGGGGCUGGACCUGCCCGAUGGUGGCCACCUCACCCACGGCUUCAUGACAGACAAGAAGAAGAUCUCUGCCACCUCUGUCUUCUUUGAGUCCAUGCCCUACAAGGUCAACCCCAAGACCGGUUACAUCGACUAUGACAAGCUGGAGGAGAACGCCCGGCUCUUCCACCCCAAGCUGAUCAUAGCAGGUGUCAGCUGCUACUCGCGGAACCUGGACUACGCGCGCAUGCGGAAGAUCGCGGAUGACAACGGGGCGUUCCUGAUGGCAGACAUGGCGCACAUCAGCGGGCUGGUGGCUGCCGGCGUGGUGCCCUCGCCCUUCGAGCACUGCGACAUCGUCUCCACCACCACCCACAAGACCCUGCGGGGCUGCAGGGCCGGAAUGAUCUUCUACCGCAAAGGCACCCGCAGCGUGGACCCCAAGACAGGCAAGGAGACCCUCUACAACCUGGAGAGCCUCAUCAACCAGGCAGUGUUCCCAGGGCUGCAGGGAGGCCCACACAACCACGCCAUUGCAGGGAUUGCCGUGGCACUGCAUCAGGCCAUGACACCCGAGUUCAAGGCUUACCAGCAGCAGGUGGUGGCCAACUGCAAGGCACUCUCAUCAGCACUGAUGGAGAUGGGCUACGACAUUGUCACAGGGGGCUCUGACAAUCACCUGAUCCUGGUGGACCUGCGCAGCAAAGGCACAGAUGGAGGCCGGGCCGAGCGGGUGCUGGAGCUCUGCUCCAUUGCCUGCAACAAGAACACGUGCCCUGGUGAUGUCAGUGCCCUGCGGCCCAGCGGCCUCCGCUUUGGGACACCAGCUCUGACCUCGCGCGGCUUCCGGCAGGACGAUUUCCGCAAGGUGGCCCAGUACAUCCACAAAGGGAUUGAGCUGGCUCUGCGUGUGCAGAAGGACAUGAGCCCCAAGGCCACGCUGAAGGAAUUCAAGGACAAGUUGGAGGACCCAAAAUACCGUGGGGAGCUGAAGGCACUGAAGGAAGAGGUGGAAGCCUUUGCAGCCACAUUCCCGCUGCCAGGGUUGCCUGUCCUGUAAGGGGACACAGCCAUGGCCGCUCCUGGAGCCACAGGAGCACCCAGGAUCAUGGCUCACCCCCAAUCCCCAGCCUGACACCAACACCCCAGUGCCUUCUCCCAGCCCUUCCCUGUGGAGCUGCAGCAGCAGCUCCUCCUUUGUCUCUUACUCCCCUUUCCCCUCCCAUGUGGGGCACAGGGACCCCAUGAGUACAACCCCUAUGGGGACACCAGCCCUGCACCACAGUGUCACCGAGCACCAGGUCACCCUCACUCACCCCAUGGUGCCAUCCAGCUCCUGCUGGCUGUGGAGCAGCAGAUGAGAUGUAGGCUGGUCUGUCCGCAUUCCCUGGACACCCUGCCCAUGGCAGUGUGAGGGACAGGGGCUCCAGCUGCACAGGAACCUCACAGCCACUAAAAGUCCCCUGGUUUCAGCCUCGAGGAUUCCCCUUCAUCCUGUGUGCCUUGCCACCUCCACAGGCUACGACAGGGCCAAGCCUUGUCCUGAACAUCCCUCCUGGGAUCACCAUCCAUCCUAACCAGGUCCUCCAGUAUUUUCUCAGACCCCUUGGCACAAAGCUUAGGUUGAACCAUUUUUUAAUAAGCACGGUAAAAUUAAGAAUUGAACCACAACAAAUGACAAGAAUUAUAAGCUUUAAAAAAUACGACCAAUUUUUUUUUUUUUUUUUUUUUUUUUUUUUUUUUUGUAUUUCAAAAAUAUCUGAACCCAAAUAAAUAUUUUUUUUUAAAAGUACAUUUCUCAGACUAGUCAUUUGGUGUUAACAUCAGUUAAACUCUUGUGCAGUGACACUUACAGCACGACACUAAGACAUGCUUGGGUUUCUCCCGGUCACACUCGCCCUAACUACUGACGCAAGCAUUCGGCACGCACAGGCACACACACGGAACUCAACAUGCAGGAAUAGGAUACAGUGCUUUUAAAAUAAGAUGAGAAUUCAUCACAGCCUCCUGGCAGCCUUCAGAGGCAGCUCCAAGCCCAGCCCCAUCCCCGUGGCAGCAGCCGUGCUGCCGGCAGGACCGGGUACCCUGCUGCUGCCUUCCAGUGAAAUCCGUCCCAGGGAGCAGGGGCUGGGUGUUUGUGACCCCUCCAAUGCUGGGGUGCAGUUUGGUGCUCUGACAUUGUGCUCUGGGGCAGGGGUUCUCCUGCAGCCUGGGCAGCUCCCUGAAUUCCCUCAGACCCUGUUACAGGAGCCUCCUCACUGUGCUGCUGCAAGCCCUGGGUCCUGCCCAGCUCCUGAAUCUGCAGGGUGGGCUGGCUCCCACCACCAGACCAGGGGCUCAGGACCCUCACACUCAAUAAAACCCAAAGAAUGGGCCUGGGGGCACAGAGCCAUCAGCUCCCACCCUGCAGUGCCUCCCCACCCUCCCACCACGGUGAAUAUUGCUAGAGUAUAGGCAGCUCUGUGGAGCUGCUCAGAAGUGAUUGCUAUCAGAUGAGAGGAAAUCUGAGCACUGUUCUCUGAGAAAUGGAACCUUUGUAGGGUUAAGAUCACCUACAGCUAUGGCUGAGCCUCCUGGGCUGGGGGCUGGAAGCAGGGGGGGUUAGUGGGGAGCAGAGCAGGGGCUGGCAGCUGGGAAGAGCAGGAGUGGGGAACGGGAGCCCUCCCUCCCGGCCGGGAGAGGCUUCUGCUCUGAUGAAUUCUCAUCAGUGAACACCUCCCCUCCCUGGCAGCCGGGGGAGCCAGCGGGGCCAUGUGGGAGGGAGUGGGGACAUGCUGGGUGGCAGCACUCACAGAAGCAGGGGACACAGCCAUGCAGGGCACCGCUGGCUCUGGCAGCUGGUGAGGGUGGCACUGCCACUGCCAGAACCCCCCUGCUCCUCGGGGAAGGAUGGCUCAGGCAAGACAUAACACACACAUCCUGGCAGGAGCUGUCAGUGCAAAGGCUGUGGUUUGUUGUUAGUCUGUGAGUAUCAGAAACUGGUGAGGUGCCACACCAGAGAUGGGGGAAGUCCUAAAGUGCCAAUACAGGAUCUGCACUGUACAGCAGCAGAACAGAGACAGAGAAAUUACAGAGGAAAGAGGAACUCAGCUCCCAGACACCAGCUGCCCUCAGAAUCCCCCCAGUUUCUGCCACCACAAGCAGAGAGGGCUCCAAACGCCCAGAGGUGCCACAAUCUGGUGUCAACUCCCCUUUUCCAGUCCAAGUUCAGAGGUUACACUGCUGAGAGGAGCACAAGCACUCCAGGGCGUGUUUCUCCACAGCUCCCAGUUGCAGAUAAUCCCAGAGCUCCUGUUGGGAGUCAGAGAUGUUCCAGCCCCCGGGGCAACCUCCCCAGUCAGAGCUGCUUGGU
Molecule: messenger RNA, 3827 nt
Organism: Melospiza georgiana
Lineage: Eukaryota; Metazoa; Chordata; Aves; Passeriformes; Passerellidae
Gene: SHMT1
Product: serine hydroxymethyltransferase 1
Exons: 12
Coding region: 87-1535 (482 amino acids)
Biological process (GO): purine nucleobase biosynthetic process; protein homotetramerization; tetrahydrofolate interconversion
Cellular component (GO): nucleus; cytoplasm; cytosol
Molecular function (GO): glycine hydroxymethyltransferase activity; mRNA regulatory element binding translation repressor activity; pyridoxal phosphate binding
Source: RefSeq, a predicted model, not a curated record